This is a messenger RNA of Pan troglodytes (chimpanzee), 450 nucleotides long. It is a transcript of the gene PSORS1C1, whose product is annotated as psoriasis susceptibility 1 candidate 1. The record is from RefSeq and is marked provisional. Lineage: Eukaryota; Metazoa; Chordata; Mammalia; Primates; Hominidae.
ACAGACCAAAAAAGUCACUCUCAAAGAGCUCUUGGCACACAGACCCCAGCUUUACAAGGACCCCAGCUCCUUAACACAGAUCCCAGCUCCGAGGAAACUCGUCCCCCCCACGUUUAUCCUGACCGACUUUGCCACAUGGAGCCAGCAAACCAUUUCUGGCAUGCAGGGGACCUCCAAGCAAUGACAUCCAAGGAAUUCCAUCUGGCAGCCACCCAGGAUGACUGCAGAAAAGGAAGGACACAGGAGGAUAUCCUGGUUCCCUCUUCCCACCCAGAGCUGUUUUCAUCAGUCCUGCCAAUGGCUCUGGAAGAAGCUGCCAGGCUCCAGCAACCUCAGCCCCUUCCUCCUCCGUCAGGAAUCCACCUAUCCGCCUCUAGGACCUCGGCUCCAACUCUAUUGUACUCGCCUCCCCCCUCCCAUUCUCCUUUUGGUCUCAGCUCCUUGAUCUAA